Molecule: messenger RNA, 1930 nt
Organism: Hyaena hyaena (striped hyena)
Lineage: Eukaryota; Metazoa; Chordata; Mammalia; Carnivora; Hyaenidae
Gene: MAMSTR
Product: MEF2 activating motif and SAP domain containing transcriptional regulator
Exons: 10
Coding region: 146-1180 (344 amino acids)
Biological process (GO): regulation of transcription by RNA polymerase II
Cellular component (GO): nucleus
Molecular function (GO): transcription coregulator activity
Source: RefSeq, a predicted model, not a curated record
CUGCUGCCUCCAGCUAGACCUGGGGACUCAACGGCCCCGGAGCACUUCUGGCCGGAGCCCACCUGCCUCCUGACCUCCACUCUGACCCUGCCUCCUGGGGGGUCCUGCCCUCGCCUCGGUCCAGGUCACCAUCACAGCCUUGGCAAUGACCCUCGCGGCUUCCUCCCAGCGCUCCCAAAUCAUUCGCUCCAAGUUCAGAUCUGUCCUCCAGCUUCGGAUCCACAGACGGUAUCAGGACCCAAGCGUCUCGGGGUCCCUCACCACCUCUCCAGUCUUGGAUCCAGAUCCAUGGGUCUCAGCCACGGGCCCCGCUCUGGCCCCAGCCUCGCCCUCGGGUCCCACUCCUUUCCUCUUCGGUCCUGGGGACCUGCUCCCUGAAUCAGAAUAUGGCCCUUGGAAGUCCCUGAAGGAGUCUCCCAAGAUCUCCCAACACUGGAGAGAGCCCAAGCCAAAGGGGAACUUGACAUACCACCAGUACAUGCCCCCCGGGCCGAGACAAGGGUCCAGGGUCGACACCCAGGCCAAAAUGUUGGCUCUGCGUCCCCCUGGACCACCUCGGUGGGAAGGGACAAACUCACAGAGGCCACCUCCUAGGACGGAGCCCAUCCCCCUAACUCCCUCCCCGCCCGGAGUUCCCAGCCCCUCGCCCUCUCCACACAAGUUGGAACUGCAGACCCUUAAAUUGGAGGAGCUGACGGUCUCAGAGCUCCGGCAGCAGCUGCGCCUGCGGGGCCUCCCGGUGUCGGGGACUAAGUCGAUGCUCCUGGAGCGCAUGCGCGGCGGCGCCUUGCCCCGCGAGAGGCCGAAGCCGCGGCGCGAGGACAGUCCAACCGGCGCUCACUGGCCGCGCCUCCGGUCCAAAACUCUGGUAGCCGUCCGGCGGCCGGGCUCGCUCAAGUCAGGGAGGCCGUCUCACCCUCGGCCUCCUCCGCUUGCCGCGGAAACCCCGGCGACCGCUCCGGCAACCGCUCCGGCUCCGGCGCUGACCCCUCCCUCAGCACCAUCCACAACGGCCCUGAGUCUGGAGGAGGAGCUGCAGGAAGCCAUCCGCAGGGCGCAGUUGCUUCCGAACCGGGGCAUUGAUGACAUCCUGGAGGAUCAGAUGGAGCCCGAUGAAUCUGUGAAUCGGAAAUGGAGAUAUGGCUUAUGUCUGCAACACGUCGGUAGGAACCUCAGCUAGAUGCCAGGCUGACUGGAACACGGGGGGAUCAUCUGCACAACACGUGGAAUCCUAUCUGAUGCCUACGCCGAAAGGACUUGAAGCUGACCUCGGCUAAGACUGCUCACUGUAGCACCUGCUCGUGUCCUCUGAGUGAGGUUGGUCUUCCUCACAGCAUGGUGGCUUGAGCAUGGAGAUGGGCUGAUGAGGGAGUGUUCGAGGCAGAAGUCCAAGCUGUACUACGGGACCGGCCACCAACCCCAUGCAGGUAAAGAUGCUCCGCUUGAGCUCCUCAAAUAAGCUGCACGAGAGACCUCAGCCCACGCUGCAGGGAGCAGAGAGCCACCCAGCUGCCCCACAGGAUUGUGGGAAACAAUCGGUUGCCGUCAUUGUCAGCUGCUAGGUUUUGUUAACCCAGCCUUUGCUAGCAGGGAUCCUAGCUAGGUCCACCACCACAAACGUUACCGGAAGAACAAAUGGACCCUCUUCAAUUUCACUGAGCCAUGCUGUGCUCUGAGUUCUCAAAAGUAAUCGUUCUAGGCCCUCAGAAGCCAGGGUUGCAGAAGCGGAGUCUUCCGACACACACACACACGCUACUGGCCAACAGGGCGACGCUCUUGUGAAAACUGGGGAAGAGGUGUCCCCUUUUGGGCAAACUAGCAAAAAACGUGAGCCCUCGGGGUGAACACAUGGCUUGGAGGGGAGGGUGUCAACUCUAUUUGAGCCCCACUUGCCUCCUUGGCCAGAUGCCUUUGUGUAGUGAGCAGCCUG